Lampris incognitus (smalleye Pacific opah) is the source of this 3698-nucleotide messenger RNA. RefSeq names its product karyopherin alpha 1 (importin alpha 5) (gene kpna1). Gene Ontology annotation, biological process: postsynapse to nucleus signaling pathway; NLS-bearing protein import into nucleus. Gene Ontology annotation, cellular component: nucleus; cytoplasm; nucleoplasm. Gene Ontology annotation, molecular function: nuclear import signal receptor activity; protein binding. The transcript is spliced from 14 exons. NCBI's taxonomy places the organism in Eukaryota, Metazoa, Chordata, Actinopteri, Lampriformes, Lampridae. The record is from RefSeq and is a predicted model, not a curated record. Bases 59 to 1675 code for a protein of 538 amino acids.
GAGACGGCGGCCUAGCGAAUAAGGGGAUUAGACAGCCCGAUUUCUGACAGGCUACACAAUGAGUCAGGGUAAGGACAAUGCACGGCUCAAAAGCUACAAGAACAAGUCACUUAACACAGAUGAGAUGAGGAGGAGGAGGGAAGAAGAAGGCCUACAGUUACGCAAACAGAAAAAGGAUGAACAGCUGUUUAAGAGGAGGAAUGUUGCUACAGUGGAGGAAGACGGAGUCCUGGAGGACGAUGGGAUGGCUGAUAGUGGCUAUCUGGAAUCGCAAGCCAACAACUUGGACCCAGCCAUGGGUGGGGUGAUAUCUGAGGACAUGACUCAAAUGAUCUUUUCCAGCUCUCCUGAGCAGCAGCUGAUGGGCACUCAGCGCUUCAGGAAGCUCUUAUCUAAAGAACCCAACCCACCUAUUGAUGAAGUCAUUGCCACUUCUGGGGUGGUGGAGCGUUUUGUGGAAUUUUUGAAGAGGAGGGAAAACUGCACACUGCAGUUUGAGGCUGCAUGGGUGCUGACCAACAUUGCAUCAGGUACGUCCCACCAGACGCGUGUGGUAAUCCAGGCAGGCGCUGUGCCCAUUUUCAUAGAAAUGCUUGCUUCUGACUUCGAAGACGUUCAGGAACAGGCAGUGUGGGCUUUGGGAAACAUAGCCGGUGAUAGCACAGAAUGCAGAGACUAUGUAGUGGACUGCAACAUCCUGCCCUCCUUAGUGCAGUUACUGGCCAAACAAAAUCGUCUGACAAUGAUGAGGAAUGCAGUCUGGGCACUCUCAAACUUGUGCAGAGGGAAGAACCCACCUCCAGACUUCACCAAGGUGUCCCCUUGCCUCAGUGUGCUCUCCUGGCUACUAUUUGUUAAUGACACAGAUAUUCUGGCUGACGCAUGCUGGGCACUGUCCUACCUGUCGGAUGGCCCAAAUGACAAAAUCCAGGCUGUCAUUGACUCAGGCGUCUGCCGCAGACUGGUUGAGUUACUGCUGCACUCAGAUUAUAAAGUGGUGUCUCCUGCACUGCGGGCUGUGGGAAACAUAGUUACAGGAGAUGACCUACAAACACAGGUGAUCCUGAACUGUUCAGCCCUGCAGUCUCUGCUCCACCUCCUCAGCAGCCCCAAGGAGUCCAUCAAGAAAGAAGCCUGCUGGACCAUCUCCAACAUAACAGCAGGGAACCGGGUGCAGAUACAGAUGGUGAUAGAUGCAGGGCUGCUGCCCCCUCUCAUCUCUAUCCUGCAAGUGGCCGAGUUCCGCACCCGAAAGGAGGCAGCAUGGGCCAUCACCAAUGCCACAUCGGGGGGCUCUGCUGAGCAAAUCAGGCAUCUGGUGGAACUGGGCUGUAUAAAGCCUCUGUGUGACCUGCUCACACUGAUGGACUCCAAGAUCGUGCAGGUAGCUCUGAAUGGGCUGGAGAACAUCCUACGCCUGGGGGAGCUGGAGGCCAAAAGGGGAGCAGGCAUCAACCCCUACUGUGCACCUAUAGAGGAGGCCUAUGGUCUGGACAAGUUGGAGUUUCUGCAGGGCCAUGAGAACCAAGAGAUAUACCAGAAGGCCUUUGACCUGGUUGAGCGCUACUUUAGCUCAGAAGACGAGGACCCAUCCCUGGCUCCAGCCGUCGACCUGCAGCAGCAGCAGUUCCUCUUUCAGCAGUGUGAGGCCCCGAUGGAGGGCUUUCAGCUAUAAUGCUAAGCCCCCUCCCAUGUUCCAUUUUCACCCUUGGCCCAGGGCUAUCUCUCUUUUCUCUCUAACCAUUACUGCAGCCAAGGGAAAACCAGCCCGGGUUCCACCCUCCCUCUCCUCCUGUUCUCAGAGAGAUUGUUUUGAUCAUUAUCAUGAUUGUUAAAAAGUAUAAUAUAACAGGAACACGUGUGUGCGUGUGUGCAAUGUGGGUCGAGCUCUAUAGUCCUGUCAGCCAGUUUGUGAAGGAUUCACUCUCAUGAUUCUGUCUUGCGCUGAGCUCACCUUUGUGCUCAAUGCCUCAGCAGCACAACCCGACCCUAACACCACAUUACCUGCUUGAGCCCCUGUAUCUCCCGCUGCUUCCCUACAACUUAACCAACAGAUUGCACCGUUUUAACAGCCACCUCAUAGUAUUACCCCUAGACAAGCCCUCUACUUUUUAUGGACUUCUGCUCAUCCUCAUAUCAAAAGGCCCACCUACCAUCUCCACAUUCCUAUGUGAUUGACAAUCCCAGCUCUCUGAGGGAAUGGGAAGUACUAUGGACCGCGCCGCUUGUCUGAUUGAACUGCAUUAAGGACUCUUGAGACAGACAAACAUGGACGUGAUUCACCCCCCCCCUCUGAAAAAAAUCACUAGAGAAGAAUGAAUGAAUCUUAACACUGGACUGACCCUUGGACUGUGGCCACAGGAAUGAGUGGUCGCUGGAUUGAUCUGCCCACAGUGGCGCGACUUGUCCAGUCCCACCCUAAGGACUUAACUGACUUCCACUGAAGGCACUUAAAAUGACUCGAAAAUGGGAGGUGAACCCCCACACCCCAAUCCUCCUCCUCUCUUUGGCCAAUGGUUGGUUGCCAUGAAUAGAUACGUGGCCAAGGAUAGACUUAUUAGGAACUGGACAGUGUUGAUGAGGUUCGGAGCUUGUUAAGUGACCAACCAGGUUGCUUAUGUACCCUCCUCGAUCCCGUAUCAUGCAUUCCUUCCUCCAGACCGUCUCCCUCCACGCAGGCUCCACCUCCAAGAGUUCGGGCUGGCUCCUGCCUCUGGUGUGACAUGCACGACCUCAUGGAACCAAGGAAAUAGGAGUCUUCCCUCGCACUGAGACAAAAAAACAAAAAACAAAAAAAACACGGACAGACUUUGACAAGACAAAUAGACUAACCCUGGAGCCUGUCCAGCGGCAGACUCAAAAGGAUUUUUUUAUUAUACUCUUACCAUAAUUCCAUUUCAUUUGCAGCACUUUAGUUCAGGACUGGCGUCUGCUCUUCGAGACUAUACAGGUUUUUGUUUUGUUUUUUAUGCUCACUAUUUGAUUCAUUGUUGACACGACUCUUCCUCCCUCCCCAAAGGAGCUGAGGUGUAAAAGGGCAUUGUCUGCAUCCUCAGUCUCCUGGUAUGACGAAGGUUACAAUGCACCCCGUCGUUUACACCUCCUGCAAAACCGAGGGGUCAGUUCUAGCAGACUGAGGCGUGAAACUGAUGACAUGCUAAUUACAGUUGUUAGAUGCUGCCUGAAAGCACAUAGAAUUUCCACCAAUUGGAAUUGUGGGAAAAUUGCAGGAAAAUUGCUAUUGGCAAAAAUGAAACUAAAUCAUAGGAUCCCCCAUGAACGUUCAGGUUGUAAUUUCUAGUCUGAUUAUGCCAAAUCAUUUAGUCAUAUGGACCAAUUUUGGGGUUCUGAAAUACUAAAAAACAAAACAUGUAAACACAAAUCUUUUUAAAACCAUAGUAAGCUUUUAUUACUGGGUAGAAUUAUUUUGCUGAUGGUGCCAUAAUUAUUAUUAUUGUUUUGUUUUUUUUGGAAAUCCAGAAAGGUGAUUUCAACAACAAAAUUUUAGUUUAAACUUGAAAAUACUGGUUGAUUACAUUAGUAACUGAGUUGAAUGAUUGUUUACCUAGUCCUUUGUUUCUUUUGUCAGAUUCUGCAAGAGAUGAUCAGCUCUUUGUGUUCAUUACUGCUGUUGUAUUGAGUUUGUGUAACUGUCCUUACUUAUGCCAUUUGCAUAAAUGCGGUUUCAUGAACAUUUA